Paramecium sonneborni is the source of this 533-nucleotide messenger RNA. Lineage: Eukaryota; Ciliophora; Oligohymenophorea; Peniculida; Parameciidae. The record is from the annotation of a GenBank genome assembly.
AUUAAUUAAAUUUAAGAAUGUCAAAGAGAGGAAGAGGAGGAUAAGUUGGUAUUAAAUUGAGAAUUACACUUGCAUGCAAUGUUGGUGCAGUCCUUAACUGUGCUGAUAACUCAGGAGCCAAAAAUAUCUAUGUUAUUUCUACUUUUGGAAUUAAAGGACAUUUGAGCAGAUUACCCUCUGCUUCCAUUGGUGAUAUGGUCUUAUGCUCAGUCAAAUAGGGUAAGCCAGCACUUAGAAAGAAGGGUAAUUUAAAUUUACUAUCAUAGUUAUGUAAGCAGUCGUUGUUAGAUAAAGAAAACCAUACAGACGUCGAGAAGGAUAUUAUAUUUAUUUCGAAGGUUUGAAUUAUCAUUAAUUAUAGACAAUGCUGGUGUUAUCAUUAAUCCUAAAGGUGAAAUGAAAGGAUCUGCUAUUACAGGUCCUGUAGGAAAAGAAGCUGCCGACUUAUGGCCAAAGAUUGCAUCAGCUGCUGGUUCAGUUCUUUGAUAAACUUGCAAUAUAUUCAAGUAUAUUAAUAAACAAACAGUUUCUCA